AUGCUCAUCCCAAUUCAGCUCAUCUUUACCGGUCUCCUGGCGCUCCUAGCGGCGCUGCACGGGCCCAACCUGCUCGACGUGCACGGCAUCGACGUGCUCAUUGAUGGCGUCGUCACCGGUGUCGUCGUUGCUCGCGACCGCACGGACUAUCUCGUUCGGACAGUCGUCGACUCGGCGGUGUCGAGCACGUUCCGGUUGUUCGACACCCCUCCCCAGACAGCCCUCCGAGACUGUGGUCGCGUCGACGUUAUCUACGUACCGGUUCUCGUGGGCAAUGUGUCAAUGAACCUGGACAACAUGGUCUGCCCCGCCGUCUGGGAUGUGUUCAUGGCGCCCGACAUCGUUCUCCCUGCGGCCUCAGCACCGUCAAGCCCGCACGUCAAGGGCCGUGAUACGUCGUUGUUCGCACCGCUCGUCGACGUUGUCAACACAUCCCGGCCCUUACCAUGGACGCUCAUCACGACGCAACCUGCCUCGACCGUCGACGUCUUCACGAUGCCCUCCACACUCCCACUCGAGGGCAUCACCUUGUUUGAUCUCAUCACCAUUCUCCUCAUCAUGCCUGUGGUCGCUGUCGCGUUCCUCAUGAAGCACAGGGUGCCAUCCAAGAUCCGGAAGCAACUGAACGUCGAAGCGGGGCCUAGAGCCUCUCCGUUCAACCCAGCUAUGCCGGACACGCCCAAGCCUUCAACGCCGCAUAUCACCACAUCGGAGACUCCCGAGACCCCCGAGGGCUACUACGUCGACCUCGAGUACACCCCAGACCCCGUCGAGUUCUUCAUGUUUGUCUUCACUGACGUGACCGACUUUCUCCUGGGACUCGUCAAGGACGUCGUCUUGCCUUCAUCGAUCUCAAAGGACGACGAAACACUUGGAUGCUUUAAUUCUUUCUACGAGUUUAUGGCCGAGCUUAAACUAGUUCCCUCGGUCCUCGAGAGUGUCGACGCGUGUGGGCAGCAGAGUCCGGUACUCUCGUCCCCGUCGAUGCCCUCUAACGUUGUAGAAGACAUUCAAGUGUCCCCGUCCCCAGUCGAAGAUGAUGUUCACAUGACCGUCCCUCCCGCAACUUCCCCUGCUCCUCCCACGGCACCGUUACCGUCGCCUCUUCUCCCCGCCUUCUCCCUCUCCUCGCUACCUGCUAUCAAGUCGCCCGUCGCGCAGCCAUCUAAACAGCCAAGCAAGUCAUGGGCAUGGGCCAUCGAUCUAUACCUGCGCAUUCGGGCCUCGCAGGAUAUUCAGGAUAGCAAGCCAUCUCAGUCUGCAUCUCCAGAUCCGACGAGGUACCGUCCUAUGCCGUACUUCAAGAAUGGCACACUCCAAGAAGGCAUCGUCGAUACGCACGUCGGAUGGAACGAGCCACUCGCGUUCCCAGACGCGGCCGAGGAGAACGAUCCGGUACCGCGGUCGGUCGCACGAGAGCGGCUCUACGACGUGAUGAAUAGUGGCGUUGCGCGCAAGACAUCCGGCGCGAGCGUCGAGCCAAUGUACAUCCCAAGGACGCGGAGACGGAAGCGACGAAGGAAGGGCGACGCCCCCAAUGUCACAGAAUCGAGCGGAGCGACAGCUGAUAGUGAUGCGCCUACUACGUCUGCGUCUGCCCCAAAGGCCGCACAGCCGCCUCUCCGGCAGAGGCCUGUCAUCGCGCGAGCGGGACUCGCUGCGGUCCGAGGCGUACUGGCACCCCCACCCCGCCGACCCAGAGUACCGGCUGUCGCUCCCGUCUCUCCCGUCUCUCCCGUCUCUCCCGUCUCUCCCGUCGCCCCUCCCCCGCCUCCGCCAAGGAUCACAUCGAUUGUGGUUCACAAUGCAAGCCCAUCCACGAAGCCUGGUCUGCUUCCUCCUAGAUCCCCCAUCCUCCCUCCGUCCGACGACCACUGGAAACCCUUGAUCCGCUCCAACGAAUCAUCCUCCUCCUCCUCCAAACUGCCUGCAGCUCGUGUCCGUAUGCUUCCCCCUCCCUCCUCUGACGCUCCCAGAAUCUCUCGCGGACCUUCUAUGACUGUGGAACAAUCGCUAUUCAAUGUGCCUGUCCGCGUCAUUUCUGGCAAGCGAGGCAAGGGCAAGCAAGUCUCUCGGUCAAUGGUGUUCCAUGAGGCACUCGACUCGCUUCAGGAAUCACACGAGGAAUCCGAUACCCCCACCGCCAUUCAGUGA
Messenger RNA from Postia placenta MAD-698-R-SB12, 2154 nucleotides. RefSeq lists its product as hypothetical. Bases 1 to 2154 code for a protein of 717 amino acids. The transcript has 6 exons. Lineage: Eukaryota; Fungi; Basidiomycota; Agaricomycetes; Polyporales; Adustoporiaceae. The record is from RefSeq and is a predicted model, not a curated record.